This is a messenger RNA of Haplochromis burtoni (Burton's mouthbrooder), 3200 nucleotides long. It is a transcript of the gene tbc1d14, whose product is annotated as TBC1 domain family, member 14. NCBI's taxonomy places the organism in Eukaryota, Metazoa, Chordata, Actinopteri, Cichliformes, Cichlidae. The record is from RefSeq and is a predicted model, not a curated record.
UAACAUACGGUCAGUGAUAUAAAUAAUAAGCCCGCAGGUUGCGAAGUCGAUUAAUAAUGCCUUCAGGUCCAGACAGGUGAACCAUCGACAGGGAGCACUCUUUACUCGAUUAGACCGCACUCUCCGUACAAGUUUGUUUUAAAAUGGCGGCAGAAGCAUCGACACAGGUAUGAAAUCUUAACGAUUCCGGAGAAACUUGAGAAAUGCGCUUGCUUCUAUGAUUCACAAAAGAGCGGAGAAGCACUUCCUGUCCUGCUGUGAUGCCGGGAAGGCUAAACCAACAUGUCUCUCUCAUUUUAAAAAGUGUUGGUUCCAUUUGAGGAAGCGCUCGUGAAAUUAGUGAGUUGGCGUCAGCGGCAAGUGCACUUGGCGAGCAAGUGCGGUUCAACACGGCGUUUGUGUGUUCACUGGCCGCAUUCCGACUGAAUUCCGGGGAAUUUAUUCGACAACAAAUGAGCUGACUUCAGUGCUGUUCGUUUGGGCGAAGCUCCGCUGAGGAGGCUGGGAGUUGAUGGUGGUGCAGCACUAGUCACAGCAUCAUCAUGGACCACUCCGGCCAGCGCCUACCUGUCACCCACCUGUAGCUUUAACCGGCAGCAUGGCCAACACGGCCCACGACACACAGGACCGGAGGGAGAACCACUGUGUUAUGCCUGGAGGAACCAUAGUGGAGAAUGGCUCUGUGGUCAAAGACACGACGGCCUCUCACCUAAAUGAUCACAUCAGCAAUCACUGCCAUGAGGCCAGAGCGGCCACAUACAGCAACGCCGUCCUGCCCAUCUACAAGCCAUCCUGCUCGCCCACUACUGUCUGUUAUAGCAGCCCACAGAAAAGUUACCCAGACCUGGAGCCAGACAACCACAGCCUGACUUCCCAGGACUCUGGUAUCCCCACUCUGGAGAUCAAUCCUCCGGAGCCCUUCCUUCACAGUCACCAAAGGCAAAGCGACGGAGGCCUUAUGCUGGAAUCAAGUCACGACACCCCCGCCACAUUACCUCUGGACAAUGGUCCCUCUGAUGGCACCACUGUACGAAAAUCCUCCACCUUUCCCCGCAGUGGCUAUGACAACAUCCGCCUCUUUAGCCCCACCCUCAGAUUAUCCUCCACCAUGGGAGCUGGUGUUGGGGGCGGAGCAUUAAACCGUAGUGAUGACAUCUCUGUGUGCAGCGUGUCAAGCAUGAGCACAGAACUGUCGGUCUCCAACGAAGACAUCCUGGAUUUCACAGUUACAUCUGACUCCAGUGCGAUUGUCACUUUGGAGACCGCCGACAGCAGCACUAACCACUUUUCAGAAGUGGUGUUGUCGUCUUCAGCGGGAACCUCCAGAGACUUAUGGGCGGCAGAAGUCAUGCAGAAAGAAGAGGAUGGGAGGCAGAGAAAAUUGGGACCAUUAGCAAGUUUAUUUGCAAGGAGCCUGUUUGCCAGGAGAGUGAAGGAAAAUCAGCCUGUGGAGCAGAAGGAUCCUGGGUGGAAGCUGUUUGGGAAAGUCCCACUUCGGGAAAGCCCCCUCAAAGACCCUAAGAAAAUACAAAAGGAAUAUGAAACAAAGAGUGGCAGAGCUGGAUCUGGCAACCCAACAUCUCCGAGGCAGAGUGUGAGGAAAAACCUGGAUUUUGAGCCUCUCUCCACCACUGCGCUGAUACUAGAAGACAGACCUGCUAACCUGCCUGCCAAGCCAGCUGAGGAGGCACAGAAACACAGGCAGCAGUAUGAAGAGAUGGUGGCCCAGGUUAAGAAGAGGGAGUUAAAAGAAGCUCAGAGGAGGAAGAAGCAGCUGGAGGAUCGAUGCAAGCUUGAAGAGAGCAUUGGCACAGCAGCUCAGACCUGGAACCAAGACAUCCUGCCUAAUUGGAGUACAGUGUGUACAUCUCGACGAGUGAGGGACCUCUGGUGGCAGGGCAUCCCCCCCAGUGUCAGAGGGAAAGUGUGGAGCCUGGCUGUGGGCAACGAUCUCAACAUAACACACGAGUUGUAUAACAUCUGUCUGUCCCGGGCCAAGGAGAAGUGGAAGAGCACAGCGACACUCUUCACCGAGACUGAAAGUGAAGAUGUUGGUUCCUCAGACAGAGAGUCAAGUCUCGAGCUCAUCAAGCUGGACAUCUCAAGAACUUUCCCACAACUGUGCAUCUUCCAGAAGGGUGGGCCCUAUCACGACGUGCUGCACAGCAUUCUGGGAGCAUACACUUGUUACAGGCCUGAUGUUGGCUAUGUGCAGGGAAUGUCCUUCAUCGCUGCUGUGCUCAUCCUGAACCUGGACACAGCCGAUGCCUUCAUAGCUUUUGCCAACCUGCUCAACAAGCCCUGUCAGAUGGCCUUUUUCAGGGUUGACCACAGCCUUAUGUUGACGUACUUUGCAGCAUUUGAAGUGUUCUUUGAAGAAAAUCUACCAAAGCUAUUUGCACAUUUCAAGAAAAACAACUUGACACCUGAUAUUUAUUUAAUUGACUGCCACUCACUUUAAUUUUUCUCACAUUCCUUUGUGUCCUCCAUGUUUUUAUUUCCUUUUGAUCUGAGUUUGCUUUUCAUUGGCUUGUAAUCAGGACCAAAUUGUCACCUUAGCUGUUCCAUGAAGACAACUCUUCUGAACAGGGGGAGUUUUGUAGGUUAUAAUCCAUGAAGGUAUGACACAAAUGCACAUAAGAAAACGUGGUGUGUUUGAGAGCACCGCGUUACAGUUAAUGAAAUGUUUUAGUUCAUUAGAAGAGGUCAGAAGCUGCCUGUGUCAGCGAGACUGGAAUAAAUGAGGUAAAGUGUUAGAUGUGGAUUUCCCCUGUAUUUAAUAUAUUUGUGGUACAUUAAUUUGCAUUAAUUGAUUAGCUUUUGUUAUGAUUUCAGAUGUGUUGGUGUGAGUGUGAAGUCUUUUGUUCAUUUAUUUAGUAUAUUUAAGAAAAGGAUGGAUUUGGUCCAGACAAAUGAAGGGUUGUCGUUGAGCUUCUGGCUGCACAUUUGGAGCACUUUUAAUCUCUUUUUAAACACAUUCUAGAUUGCAGGCUGUAACUUGAGGGGCAUUGCACGCAUUUGGCUGCAUAAUUUGCGUGAAUAUGAAAGAUGGAAAAACCAUCUUUUUGGACAAUAGCAAUCACUUCACUGAUAAUGACAAAGUUCAAAUACUCUGAACGGUUCAGAACUUUCCACUGUAGUUAUUUGACUUUGCAUCCAUCCUGGUACACUGUCCCCACCGGCAGUUGCCCUGAUUGCAU